Didymodactylos carnosus is the source of this 1104-nucleotide messenger RNA. The record is from the annotation of a GenBank genome assembly. NCBI's taxonomy places the organism in Eukaryota, Metazoa, Rotifera, Eurotatoria, Philodinida, Philodinidae.
AUGACGCCCUUGAAACAUCGAACAUCUUUUUUUUUAUUUCUGAUUACUUUAAAGAAUAUACCAGUCGAUGUAGAAUUUCAUGCUGAUUACGAAUAUCAGACUUUUGUUACACCAUCAUAUGACGAUAAACUAUUGGAAGUUGUUGCUGUAACAGGCUGCAUUCAUUUAGCUGUUUCACGUUUGAUGAACAUUCGAAGCAAUCGAAUAGCUCAAUGUCGAACGGUUCGAAUUAUAAUACAAGGUGAAUCGAGUAUACCUGUUCAAGUUGACGGUGAAGCGUGGCUACAACAUCCCGGGCAAAUUCAAAUCGUUCAUAAAAAUCGGGCACAAAUGCUCUCACGUGAUAAGGCGUUUGAAAAUACAUUAAAAGAAUGGUCAACAAUAAAACAAGAAACGCAUGGUAUUUGGUUAACAAAAGAUGAAAGUACGAAUAUUGGCUUAUUAAUUGAAAUAGCCAUUGUACUGAUAAAAAGAGUUAAAACAAUUGCACUGAAAUUGCCAUUAUUUGAAUCGGAACUUCAUGAUUACGCUAAACAAGCUUCAGCACAUUUAGAACAGAUUUAUGGAGGCGAAAAACUACUCAAUCCUUGUAUACGACAAAAAGCAUUAGAUUUUAUUAAUAGUAUACAAACAUUAACUGAAGAAACGAGUUUAGUUUUAUUAAAAGUAAAAUCAUCAUCCGAAAUUAUUAUUGAUCAAGAAAUUUUGACAAAACUUGAACAUGCCAUCAGUGAUAUGAGUAAAAACUUACGAAUAAUAACAAAAACCAGUGAUGGAAGAAUUAUUAGAAGAGAAAAUGAUGAUGAGGAUGACAUUCAUUUUGUUCAUCAUCAUCAACGGCGUAAACGGUCAAAAUUUAGUUUGGUAACAAAAAUCAAGCGUUCAAAAGCAAAACAUAAAGAUGACCGAGAACUUUUGAAAGCACUAUGGGCAAUUCCAAUAGAGUGUUGGGAUGCUAGAGAACAAGUUGGAUUAUGGUUAGACGCCAUUGAACUUGGUGAAUAUAAAAGUGCCUUUAUUCGACAUGACAUUCGCGGCACAGAACUUAAACAUUUAGAACGACGAGAUCUUAAAGUUUGUAUUUUGUUACUGUUUGAAAAAUGA